CGCCUUGAAACAUGUGGAGCCUCAAAUGCAAUGUUUUCAUGAUGCUGAUGAUUGCAAGACAGGUCCUAGCUUUGCUAGUGGAAAAGGGCACCUGUCCUGAGAACAUAACAGCUCUUAGUGACUUCGAUAUGGAACGCUUUAGGGGAAGAUGGUAUACAUACUCGUCGCUUUUAAAUCUUAGGAAAAAUAUACCGGAAUGCGCCUAUGUUGACUUUAUAAAAAGGCCCAAUGGUUCCUAUUUCGCAGAGGCAAGCGAAAUUAAUCAAAAAACUAGCACAAUGAAACUAAAAUAUCACGAAAUUGGACGCAUCGAACCAAAGCUUGGCACCUAUGAAAUAGUAUUAAAGGGCUCACCGAUUGAACCAGGAAUUCAUAUAAACGUGCUGGACACGGACUACACAAGCUUUGCUAUUUGCUACUUAUGCUUCGAUGUUGAUUCGAUCGUCAGCCUCAAGGCGAUUAUUAUACGAACUCGAGCUCGCAUACCCAAGGCAGAAACUAUACAUACUGCACAGAGGCUGGCCCAGUUAUCUAAUAUAGAUCUUAGCGAGUUGGUCAAGAUACCGCAAGAUGCAUGCCCGAUUGAUAACUAAUCGAAUAUCUAUCAAAUUUGUAUAAAAAAUAAAGUAAA
This is a messenger RNA of Drosophila busckii, 631 nucleotides long. RefSeq names its product apolipoprotein D. The record is from RefSeq and is a predicted model, not a curated record. The transcript is spliced from 5 exons. Bases 12 to 593 code for a protein of 193 amino acids. Gene Ontology annotation, molecular function: pigment binding. NCBI's taxonomy places the organism in Eukaryota, Metazoa, Arthropoda, Insecta, Diptera, Drosophilidae.